UGUCUGUGUUUAUGCUGAAAGUCCAGGUGAAUGACAUCAUCAGCCGUCAGUACCUGAGUCAAGCGGUUGUGGAAGUGUUUGUGAACUACACGAAGACCAACUCCACGGUGACUAAGAGCAAUGGCGCAGUGCUGAUAAAAGUCCCCUACAAGUUAGGACUCAGCUUAACCAUUGUUGCGUAUAAAGAUGGCUACGUGCUAACCCCACUGCCUUGGAGGACCGGGAGGAUGCCCAUAUAUUCAUCGGUUACACUUUCACUGUUCCCGCAAAGCCAAGCGAAUAUAUGGCUGUUUGAAGACACUGUUUUGAUUACUGGAAAAUUAGCUGAUGCCAAAUCUCAACCAAGUGUUCAGUUUUCAAAAGCUUUAAUUAAACUUCCUGAGAACCAUCACAUUAGCAACGUUACUGGCUAUCUUACGGUUCUACAACAGUUUCUGAAAGUGAACAAUUUUCAGUACACAACUGGAAUUACUCUCAGUAAACCAGGUUUUGAAAACAUUGAGUUGACCCCUCUUGCUGCGAUAUGUGUGAAAAUAUAUUCGGGAGGAAAAGAAUUAAAAGUGGAUGGCUCCAUCCAAGUGUCGCUUCCUCUUCUGCACACGAAUGAUGUAAGCGCAGGGGAUCGCAUCCCCGCCUGGACCUUCGACAUGAGCACAGGUGCUUGGGUGAAUUCAGGCCGAGGAGUGGUCAAAGAACAGGACAAUCAUUUAAUUUGGACCUAUGAUGCACCGCAUUUGGGUUACUGGGUAGCAGCUCCACUUCCAGGAACUAGAGGUUCAGGUAUAAAUGAAGAUUCCAAGGACAUAACCACCUACCACACAGUGUUUCUUACGGCCAUAUUGGGAGGAACAAUCAUCAUUGUCAUUGGAUUUUUUGCUGUACUCCUUUGUUACUGCAGGGAUAAGUGUGGUGCUCCACCAAAAAGAGAAAGAAACAUCACUAAACUUGAAGUCCUCAAAAGAGACCAGACAACUUCAACAACACACAUUAAUCACAUUAGUUCGGUCAAAGUUGCAUUAAAAUCUGAGGAUAAGUCACAGUUUUUCAAUGCCCAAAACUCUUCAUACAGUCCUCAAAAGAAGGAACCGGCGAAGGCAGAGACAGACGAAAGAGUUUCCAUGGUGAAAACUCGGGAUAAUUUUAAAAUCUACAAUGAAGAUGUUUCAUUUCUAUCAGCCAAUCAAAAUAGUUACCCAAGAAAACCAAUACAGUCUUUGGAGUCCAGUAUGGGGACCAAGCAACCUAAGCACAUGAACAACAACCUGUCUUCAUCAUUAGGUGGCGCUCCCGAGGAAAAGCGUUAUCUCACAGGGGGUGAGGAAGGGUAUGGGUGCUCCCAGAUUUCCGACCAGCUUAUGCAUAUCUACAGCCAGCCCAUUGCCAUCCUGCAGACAUCUGACCUUUUCUCCACUCCAGAGCAGUUACAUGCUGCGAAGUCGGCUACCUUGCCAAGAAAGGGACAGUUAGUCUAUGGCCAACUGAUGGAACCAGUAAACAGAGAGAACUUUACACAGACAUUGCCCAAAAUGCCAAUGCAUUCUCACGCCCAGCCUCCAGAUGCCAGAGAGGAGGACAUCGUACUGGAAGGUCAGCAGAGUCUGCCGUCACAGACUUCAGACUGGAGCCGGUAUUCCAACAGCUUGCUGGAAUCCGUCUCUGUGCCUGGAACACUGAAUGAAGCUGUUGUAAUGACUCCGUUUUCCUCAGAACUUCAGGGGAUUUCGGAACAGACCCUCCUGGAGCUGUCCAAAGGAAAGCCCUCCCCUCACCCCAGAGCUUGGUUUGUGUCUCUUGAUGGCAAGCCAGUUGCGCAAGUGAGGCACUCCUUUAUAGACCUGAAAAAGGGCAAGAGAACCCAGAGCAAUGACACAAGUCUAGACUCGGGGGUGGAUAUGAAUGAGCAUCACUCGAGCAGGAAGCUUGAGAGGGAGAAAACGUUCAUCAAAAGCAUGCACCAGCCCAAGAUCCUCUACUUAGAAGACUUAGACCUGAGCAGCAGCGAGAGUGGGACCACUGUCUGCUCGCCGGAGGACCCGGCUUUACGGCACAUCUUGGAUGGAGGGAGUGGCGUUAUCAUGGAGCACCCUGGGGAAGAGUCCCCAGGAAGAAAAAGCACUGUUGAAGAUUUUGAAGCCAACACUUCCCCUACUAAGAAGAGGGGCAGACCACCACUAGCCAAAAGAGAUAGCAAGACGAACAUCUGGAAGAAACGAGAGGAACGUCCACUGAUUCCCAUCAAUUAGCUCCAGGGGAGGUUGUGUUCCUGCCUCUUGAGCUGUGUGUUCUUGCUUCUUGUAAAUUGCGGUAUGGAGUUCUUCAGAAAUUGAGACUGACCCAUCUUAUGGUCCCUGGACACAUCUCAAGCAGAGUCAGCCACAGAAUGGUAAUUCAGUCAUCAGAGAGGAAGAUUCCAAGGAAUGCUGUUUCUGACCUUUUCGUUUCUUUUUGAGUGAUGAAUUUGAAGUAUUUAGUUUUCAAAAUGUAAAGUAGUGUCGAUGUUAGUUACCUGUUCGCCAAUUUGGUACUGACUCUUGUAAGAGUAAGACAGUGAAACACGAACUCCCAAAGUUGCUCCCCCAGAUGUUGCCUCUGCCUGGCCGACUACCCCGUGGAACACUUAGAAAUGAAACUCUUCCCCAGGCAUCAUCCUUGUGAAAUGUUACAGUUACAUCCUCCUCUGCCUAGACUUAAAAACCAACUUGAUACAGGUUUGGACUGGUUAUCCUAGAGUUUAAAGACCAAACAACAUUUUCUUUGUUUGAGCUAAAUAGCAUGUGUAUUGUAUCACCCCAAAAGUAAACUCUACACUCAUAUAAAGUGGGCAGGAAGCUUCUUGGUCAUUAGAUGGGGUUGUUUUUGAAUGUAACGUCACAGAAUAAAUAAGGUAUUGAUUUGUUAUAGAGAAAUUUGACAAAUGAAUACUCUGUACUGGAUUUUUAUUUUUAAUCUUUUUUCCUCCCCUCAAGGAGUAAGUGACCUUAGCUAUGAAGGAUUUUUUUUUUUAACCAAUCCAAAAAAACAAAACAAAAUAAGACAAAACUCAUGCUAUUGUAAGUUAAAA
Molecule: messenger RNA, 3061 nt
Organism: Chinchilla lanigera (long-tailed chinchilla)
Lineage: Eukaryota; Metazoa; Chordata; Mammalia; Rodentia; Chinchillidae
Gene: Fam171b
Product: family with sequence similarity 171, member B
Source: RefSeq, a predicted model, not a curated record